AUGGAGACACAGGAACGGUCGGGCUCCGGGAAGGAGAAGAGCAAGAGCGGAAAGACCAAAUCAGGAGGUUCAGGCGCAGGAGCAGCAAUGGAGGAGGUAGACAAGGACGUGAGCAGCUUCUUGGUAAAGAUGGAACGCGGCGGGAUGAUACAGUCGUUCGGCUGCGUCCUAUUGGUUGAAGAAGGGACGGCUCCUCGGGCUCGUGAUGGACCGGGCCCCCUCGGGUUCGUGAUGGACCGGGUAAUGCGCGCCAUCAACCGCUCCAACCGCGCGCUCCUCCGCUCCACCUCCCGCUCCGUCAGAACCCCCGCCGCCCCCCUGCCAGGGGGGGCCAGCGACAGCAGCGCGGCUAACGGGGGAGCGGGAGGGGGGAGCGGGGGAAGCGGUGGUGGCGGAGGAGGGGGAGGGGUGGGGGUGGGGGUAGGGUGCAUGUCUCUGGAAGAGCCGUGCUCUCCCUCCUCACGCCCCUCCUCCGCUUCCGGGCAUGGGAAUGAUCAUAACGCUCCCCCCAGCUCCUCUCUCCCGGGGGAAGUUGACAUUUCGAAUUCAGUCCCGCGCCCCACCUCCUCCUCCUCUCCUGCCCUCUCCUCCGCACGAUCGUUUUCCAUCCGACGGCUGCUGUCGCGGUCGUCCGCGGGGGCGGCAGCUGCGGAUCCGGCAGAGGGGACGGGGAUCGGCAGUCCCAAGGCGAGCAUUAAGGGGAAUACGGGGAGGUCGCCGCGCACGUCUGCUGACUUGGCUGCUCUGCAGGCUCUAGGCCUGGGGUCGGAUGCGCGCAUCCUCUUCACCCCCGAGAGCGUGACGGCGCUGGAGAAGGCGAUGGGGGCGCGGGAAAUGGCGCUCAUGAACCCCGUGCUCGUGCAGUCCUCCCUCUCCUGCCGCCCUUUCUAUGCCAUCCUGCACCGCCAAUCCUCCUCCUCCUCCCCCUCCACCACCGCCGCUGCCGCCGCUGCUGGUGUGGCAAACGGCAAUGGGGAAUCCAACGCUCCUACGACUAGCAGCAAGGUCAAGCGCGGCACAAUUUUAAUCGACCUCGAGCCGAUUCUUCCCUCCGACCCGGCUGUGAACGGUGCUGGGGCUCUGCACUCCCACAAGCUCGCCACCCACGCUGUCUCACGCCUGCAAGCCAUCCCCUCUGGAAGCAGCCUCGAUUUACUCUUCCAGGCGCUGGUAGAGGAGAUUCGGCAGCUCACAGGGUACGAUAGAGUCAUGGCGUAUAAAUUCCACGAGGACGAACACGGGGAGGUUAUAGCAGAGGACCGGAAACGCCCCCUAGAGUCUUACCUCGGACUGCACUACCCCUCCACGGAUAUUCCCAAGGCGUCCCGGAUUUUAUUCUUGAAGAAUCGGAUCCGCAUGAUCUGCGACGCGAAGUCGAAGCCGGUGAAGGUGGUGCAGGAGAGGGGGUUUCUGAAGCAACCUGUGAGCCUGUCGACGUCCACGCUGCGGGCGGUGCAUGGGUGCCAUGCACAGUACAUGCAGAACAUGGCUAUCUCCGCGUCGCUCUGCCUGUCUAUUGUUCUCAGGGACCAGGAGGCGUUGCCGGCGGCGAUUGGCGGGAGAGCGGGCGGGGGCGGGGCGGAGGGGGAGGAUGGGGGAGGAGGAGGGGGAGGUGGGGGAGGGGGAGGGGGAGGGGGAGUGUUGUCGACACUGGAUGAGGUGAAGGGGAGGCGGCUGUGGGGGAUGAUUGUGUGUCAUCAUACGUCCCCGCGCUAUGUGCCCUUCCCUGUGCGCUCUGCCUGCGACUUCCUCAUGCAGGUGUUCACGCUGCAACUGGCCAAGGAGCUACAGCUGCAGGCGCAGCAGAGGGAGCAGCAGAUCCUGCAGCUGCAGACGCAGCUGUGCCACAUGAUGCUCGCCAACGCGCCCUUCCACGCCCUCAUGGCCCCUGACGCGCGCCCCUCCGUGCGCGACCUGGUGGAGUGCGACGGCGCUGCCCUGCUUGUGGAUGGGGAGUUCUACUCCUCUGGGACUGCGCCCACCAAGGAACAGGUGCUCUCGAUCAUCGAGUGGAUCCAAACGGCCCACCCGAACACCACCGGGCUCACCAUCGACAGCCUGCUCGCCGCCGGCUACCCGCACGCAACCUCCCUCGGGGACUCCGUCUGCGGAGUAGCAAUGGCUCAGAUCGGCGAGUCCGACUUCAUCCUGUGGCUGAGAUCGCACGUGCAGAAGCAGAUCCACUGGAGCGGCGCGAAGCAGAAGCCCGGGAAGGCCCCGAAGGAUGAUAUCAAGAAGAUGAACCCAAGGCAGUCGUUUGAGGCGUUUCUGGAGGUGGUGCGGCACCGGUCGGCGCCGUGGCAGGACCUGGAGGUGGACGCGAUCCACUCGGUGCAGAUCAUUCUCAGAGAUGCCGUUCACAGGAUGCGACUUGGGGUCCCUGUUGGGGGAGGCGGAGGCGCUGCUGCUGAAAUGGCGCUCUCUCCAGAGGAGCUGGACAAGCUGUACGCAGCGACCUUCGAUCAGCUCGUGCACUUCAUCGAGACGGCGUCUGCGCCGAUCCUGGCCGUUGAUCGCGAGGGGUGCAUCACGGGGUGGAACAACAAGGUGGCGACACUCACAGGGCUGCCCUUCUCCGCUGCCAUCGGGAAAUCUCUGGUCGACGAUCUAGCAGACGUGCAGUCCAAGACGCAGCUGCAUGCUGCUCUCGACCUCGCCUUCCAAGGUCGCGAGGCACACAACAUUCAGCUGCGCCUGCACUCGUGGGGAACGGAGCGCAGCCUCUCCGGCCCCUCAGCACGCACCGCCAGCACAGGCAGCGCCGCAGCCGCUGCAGCUGCUUCCGCCACAGCAGCAGCUGGCAGCACCGCCGGCGGCGCUACAGCCGGUGCCGAGGCCCUUGGGAUUGACGUGGGGUCGUCUGUGAUCCUAUUGGCCAAUACGUUUGUGAGCCGCGACGCGCAGCAGGAGGUGCAGGGGGUGUGCUUCGUGGGGCAGGAUGUGACGGUGGAGAGGGUGGUGAAUGACAAAUUCAGGAAGGUCAAGGGGGAUUAUGAAGCGAUUGUGCACGCGCACAGCUCGCUCAUCCCCCCCAUCUUCGGCUGCGAUGAGUUUGGGCUGUGCACGGAGUGGAAUGCAGCAAUGGAGAGGGUAACAGGGUUCACGCGCUUUGAGGUGUGGGAGCGCAUGCUCAUCGGGGACGUCUUCGGCUCCCUCUGUCGCAUGGAGAGCGGCGACGCCAUGACGAAGCUCAUGAUCGUCAUCAGCAAGGCCAUGGCCGGGCAUGAGGCCGUCAAGGUCCCCUUCUCCUUCCUCAACCGCCAGAGAACCCUGAUGGAGCUGCUUCUAUCGGUGCACCCGCGGCACUCAGCAGACGGCAACUCAGUGGUGGGCGCCUUCUGCUUCCUCCACACCGCCUCUCUGGAGCUCCGGCAAGCCGUCGACAAGCAGAAGACGGCCGAAAAACUCGCCUCAGACAAGGCGAGGCAGGUGGCUUACGUGAGGGAGAUGAGCCGAGGGCCGUUGGAUGGGCUGGCGUACUCGUUUGCGCGCAUGGAGCAGAUGGGCGCGGGGUUCUCGGGAAAGCAGCUGCCAUGGGUGCGCACGGGCGUGGCGCUGGAGACUCAGCUGCGGAAGAUUGUGAGCGACACUGACAUGCUCGCCAUCGAACAGGGCCAAGCGCCGCUCGCCACGCUGCCAUUCACCAUGGAAGUCGUGUGUGGGGCAGUCAUCAGCCAGGCCACGCUGCUUGCCACGCGCAAGGGCGCCAAGCUCACUCUCGAGCUGGGCAGUGACGUCAAGACGCUGCCGCUGUGCGGCGAUGCACCUAGGCUUCAACAGAUUCUGGGCGGGCUGCUGUGUGCGGCAGUGAGUCACACGCAGGCCACGGGGCUGGUGAAGCUGGAGGUGACUCAAAAAGGGUCACGGCUCUUCCGAGGAACAACAACCAUGGCAGAACUCGAUAUAAGAAUCUCCCACACGGGGCGGGGUCUACCAGAGGAAGUUAUCAACCACAUGUUUGACUCCAAUGCUGCCACCACCUCUACUGCCACCGGCACCACCACCACUGCCACCACCCCCACUGCUGCCAGCGCUUCUGUUUCUGCUGGUGAUAGAAGCUUUGGCAGGGCGAGCAGUGAUGGUGGGGGCAGUGUCGGGGGGAUGAGCGUGGGAGGCAUGAGCAGCAGUAGCGCUGCGUUAAGGAGCAACGCAGAGGGCGUGUCGCUGAGCCUUAUAAGGAGGAUGCUGAAGAGUAUGAAGGGCGAGGUGGUGUAUACGAGGGAGACCGGGCGCUGCUUCUUCUGGGUGCAUGUGGAUUUCCCCUUGUCCUCGGCGUUGCGGUGGGGCGGUGCUGCUGCUGCUGGCGGUGCUACUGGCGGUGUUGUUGGUGUGGCUGCAACUGGUGCUUCUUCUGCCCUUUGA
Closterium sp. Naga37s-1 is the source of this 4362-nucleotide messenger RNA. The record is from the annotation of a GenBank genome assembly. Lineage: Eukaryota; Viridiplantae; Streptophyta; Zygnematophyceae; Desmidiales; Closteriaceae.